This is a messenger RNA of Ceratosolen solmsi marchali, 3649 nucleotides long. It is a transcript of the gene cv-c, whose product is annotated as RhoGTPase activating protein. Bases 22 to 3360 code for a protein of 1112 amino acids. Gene Ontology annotation, molecular function: lipid binding; GTPase activator activity. The transcript is spliced from 11 exons. Gene Ontology annotation, biological process: regulation of Rho protein signal transduction; actin cytoskeleton organization; signal transduction. Lineage: Eukaryota; Metazoa; Arthropoda; Insecta; Hymenoptera; Agaonidae. The record is from RefSeq and is a predicted model, not a curated record.
UCGAAUACCGGGAGCAGUUCGAUGAGCUCGGGCGAGCUGGUGAGCACUCUGCCUCGCGGGCUUUCCUCCCCGUCGACGGCGAGCUUGCAGCUCAAAGCGACCGAGCCCAUGAGCAUAAUCGAGUUGACCGGGAAGAGCAGUAGCGCCCCACUUUUGGACAACAACACCGGCGUGCCCGAGAUAAGCGUCGCCGAGGAGCCGAGCCGACAACAGCCUCGUUCGCAGUCCGAGCGACAACUAUCAGAAAUCGAAGCUCAGGAAGCGUGCAAGUGGCUGAGAGCUGCCGGCUUCCCUCAGUAUGCUCAGAUGUACGAAGAUUAUCAGUUUCCUAUUGAUGUAACCGGCGUAGCCAAGGAUCAUCCGUUUCUCGAGGCCGAUUCGCUACAAAGUCUCUUCCGUAGGCUUCAUGCUCUUAAUCGUUGUGCUAACAUGAAAUUGGAUACUCAUCAUCAUCAUCAUCAUCAUCAUCAUACUCACCACAAUACAAGCCACGGCAAAAGCGGAAGUGGCGGUAACACGGGUGGUGACGACUCCGAUGAGGACACUCAGUGCGCGCUGAGUGAGAACUGGACGUUCGAGAAGAAGACGCGUCGGUGGUCACGUAUCUGCGACAUCACGGCCGGCAACGUCGAGCGGCUACAGGCGAUAGCCGGGCAGCAGCGCACUGCCGGGGCGGAGGACGACGUUCUGGAUGACCGUCUGGAGCAGGAGGAGGCCGAGGACACGAUGCUCGAUACGCUUCGUUACAGAAGCCUGCCGACGGGCCCCCUACCCGACGACAUGGGUCCGCGGUUCCGGCGCACGGGUUCCGAGCGACUGCGCGAUGGAGCCAAGGCCUUCCUCCGGCGCAUGGAGUCGCUCAAGUCCCGAAGGAGGAAGCAGCAGCACCAUCAUAAUCGAGACGGCGUAGUCAUCAGCGGACCCCAGGUCCUCGAUGUGCUAUCCAUGCAGCAGAAGAUGAAGGACUUGAAUUGCGUGGACGUCUCACCGACGGAGGGCUCGCCACCCAUUUCCUUCGCCGAUCUCUUACCACCGUCGCCUCUUCAGCUACCGCCCUCGCCCCUCACCUUACCAGCCUCGCCUUUCCACUUGCCACCAUCGCCUUUGGCCAAUGCUUCCAGCCCAUUUGGAGACGAUUCGUCGAGCUACUGCUCGGACGGCUCGCAGGGCGGCGGUCCAACCCCGACCCCCACCAGGACGAAGAUGAAUCGUGCCAGGAGGUUUUUACAUCGCGGUGCUCGCGAGGAUCAGGGUGCCUUGAGCGAUUCCGAGUGCCAGCCCACCAGUUGGCGGCAUCGUUACUUUAAGGAUGCCAAUAGUAAUAACGCUAAGGUUCUGGAGUACGUGACGUCGAGUCCCAAGGAUUCACCCACAAAGACCAAUAAUAUCGUCGCUAGCGGUGCGAUUAACACACGUGGAGGAAGUCUAAAUCUUGGAAAGGAAUCGCACCGGUAUCGCGACAAGUUCUCGGUGACGAGCCACAAGGAAGACAAGGUGAGCGUUUUGAAGCGCGAGGAGAAGUUCCACAAAAGCUUUCGACACCACAGAAGUACGGAGCGCGAGCGUGGAACCGAGGAGCCCGUGAGAACGGAGAAGACCAUUACGAAAGACGUGACCGUAUAUCGAGCGGAUAAGUCAAGGACACGCCAUCAGCCGGUGAACGAAACUGCCGGGAGCCAAGAGAGCAGUUCGACCGUGGCCAGCCGCGACUCCGACCAGGAGGAGGAUUCGCCGAGGCACAAGGGCAACGUCGUCAGGUGGCACAGCUUCCAAAGGGGUUCGCUUUAUCCUGAACCGCGGGAUCCGCUAUGCCCGAGGGCCAUGGCCUCGAUGUCUUGCGGCCAACUGCUCGUGCUGAGAAAGUUGGCUCUGCUUAAGCUGACAGCCUGCAUGGAGCGUUAUUGCCCGACGCACCGCACCGGCUGGAACUGGGAGCUGCCCAAGUUCAUUAGGAAGAUCAAGACGCCGGACUACAAGGACAAAACGGUUUUUGGUGUCCCGCUGCUGCUCUCCUUGCAGCGCACCGGCCAAGCCCUACCCAAGUGCAUUCAGAUAGCCUUGAGAUGGCUGAGAGCCAAUGCCUUGGAUCAGGUGGGCAUAUUCAGGAAAAGUGGCGUUCGAUCGCGCAUCCAGAAGCUCAAGGCUAUGACCGAGGUCCAGGGUGACAAUAUUAACUUCGACGGUCAGCAGGCGUUCGACGUGGCCGAUCUUGUGAAGCAAUACUUCAGGGAGUUGCCCGAAGCGCUGCUCACUAACAAAUUAUCCGAGACCUUCAUCGCUAUAUUUCAACACGUGCCGGUGGACCUCCGACCUGACGCUGUCCAAUGCAUUCUCCUGCUACUACCGGACGAGCAUCGCGAGGCCUUGGAGACUCUCCUCGACUUCCUUAAUCACGUGGCCAGCAACUCGCCCUAUAAUCAAAUGACGGCAUCGAAUCUGGCGGUCUGUUUGGCGCCCAGCCUCUUCCACUUUAAUCACAGUAACGCGAACGUGUCGAGCAACAGGUCGAACAGCGUGUCGCCACGCAGAAGGAAGACGGUUGGCAUUCCAGAUCAGCGCGAGCUCUCGGAGAAUAAAGCGGCUCACGACUGCCUUCUAUACCUUAUUAAGACGCAUCGUGAGCUAUUUAUGGUAUCCUCAGAUAUGCUGACGCAAUGUCACUUCAAUUAUAUGGAAGAGAGUGUUCCAGUCCCGUUGGAAGAACUUGGAUCGGAGCUCAAACAGGAUUGGAGGGGAUAUUUGUAUGCCUGUACCACGGCUCUGCUCAAGGAAGGUCGCGAAAAAAGCCGCGGUUGGGUGUCGGUCAACAAUCCGGCCGACGUCAGCGUCGACAUGGCGUACAAGAAGGUCGGUGACGGUCAUCCCUUGAGGCUUUGGCGUGUGACGACGGAGGUGGAAGCACCCCCGGAGGAGCUGCUCCAUCGUGUGCUGCGCGAACGUCACAUUUGGGAUCCGCAGCUGCUGAAGUACAGACAGGUGGCGAAGCUCGAGGCGAGCGCCGAGGUCUUCCAGUACGCUACUGGAAAUAUGAGUCCCCUGCCGGCCAGGGACUACUGCGUCCUUAGGUCCUGGCAAACCGAUCUCCCGAAGAAGGCGUGCGUCAUAGUGGAGACGUCCGUGGAGCACCCGGAUGCCCCGGUGAUGCUCGGGGGCACCCGUGGCAUCGUCCUGGCCUCGCGCUAUCUCAUCGAGCACUGCGGAAGCGGAAGGUCGCGUAUCAUGCAUCUCUCCAGAGUCGACACAAAGGGUCGUACACCGGAGUGGUACAACAAGAGCUACGGCCACAUCGCCGCCCUCCACCUCAGCAAGAUCCGAAGCUCGUUCAAGCACAUGACCGAUGGCCCCGAGAGCAAAGUCUGAGAUAAGGCCGCCGCGCAGCCGACGCAGCUGCGCGGUCAGCAGCGCCAGCAGCCGAACCCCGUCGCGGCCGCCCUCGCCACGGCCAUCGACCAGAUGUGCGAGGUGCAGACGAGUCAGGAUCACCGGUUCCUGCGCGCCCCGGAUGAGCCUUGAGUCCCGGGUGCGUCGGCCAGGCGCUUCUAAUGCCGGGCAGUUGGUGAACGUCAGGAUAAUACUCGAGAGCUGAAGUGCGCGGGGUCUCUCAUCUGCUUCUUUAGGUUUUCUUCCUCCUCCUCCUCCUCCUCCUCCU